GAAAACUUCAGAACUUCAAAACAGAAGGCCUUCAUUCACAUUUUAAAAUAAAAUGUGAUUCAUGUGAAACAUUGAAUAUGGUUAAUACUGGAGUGAAAAAUAAUGCAGUCUCUGAAAUUAAUUCAUCCGUGGUACUCGGUGCUAUUCAUUCAGGUGUAGGAAAUACAAGUUUGAAUAAGAUUCUAGCUUGUGCAAAUUUACCUCAAAUGAGAUCACAACAAUACAAAAAAUAUGAGAGUAUAGUUGGCAAAGCAAUUGAAUCUGAAGCAAGGGAUAGUUGUAAGCGAGCUGCAUCAGAAGAAAGGGAGUUAGUUAUUAAAAAUGUAAAAAAAUUAUGUGAUACAUUGCCUCCAGAAAUCACAAAAGAUAUUUUUCCUCAAUUAAAUCUCCUUAACAUCCAUUCACAGAAUAAUAAUAAUUUAUUUGACACUGCUUUAGGUGAAAUAAUAAAUAUAAUAGUAUCAUUUGAUAUGGGUUGGACUAAACGUGGUAACGGACGUAGCUAUGAUAGCUUGAACGGCUAUAGUACAAUUAUUGGUUUCUUAUCAGGGAAAAUUUUGGAUUACGAUACGAAAAAUCGAAAAUGCCGAAAAUGCGAUCUGGGGCAUAAAAAAGAAGACCAUGACUGUCGAUUAAAUUUUCACGGUAGUGCUAAGGCUAUGGAGGCAGCAGCCGGAGUUCAACUUGUGAAUCAUAGUACUAUUCUGAAAGAAGCAGGUCUUCAAGUACGAGUCAUCAUAGGAGAUGAAGAUAGUUCUAUGAUUGCUGCUGUACGAGCAGACAACCCAACGAAAAAAUUCCAUAAAUUAUCUGAUAAAAAUCACUUAGCUAAGAAUUUCGGGAAAGAAUUGUACGGCAUGCAAAGUAAAUAUAAAGAAUUGACUAGAAAGAAUGUUAUACCUCAUUUAAAAAAAUGCUUCACUUAUGCUGUGUCUCAAAACAAGGGCAAGUCUGAACAAUUGGCAGUAAAUUUGAAGCAAAUACCUGAUCAUUUAUUUAAUAGACACGAAAAUUGCGGUAGUUGGUGUAAUCCUAAUAAAAAGCAUACUAUCAAUUUAUCAGAUGAGACUUUAUACGAUGCAUUGGUCAAUUUAUUUAAAAAAUAUGCUUCAAAUUCUCAUAAAUUCUCAAUAGCAGCUUCUAGUCAAGCGAACGAGAGCUUUAAUAAUAUUGUCGCAAAUAAAGCUCAUAAAAAUAAAUGUUUAAGUACAACUGCAGCUUGUGAUAUCAGAGUAGCAACUGCUGUUUGUAUUAAAAAUGAUGGUAACCAAAGUAUCUUGAAUAUCCAAAAUAAAUUAGAUAUUCCUAAUGGAUCUAGAACAGUUAAAUAUGUUCAUGAUAGUGAUAUAGCACGAGAGAAAAAUCUACAUCAAACAAAUCAAAGACAAAAAAAAUACGUAGAAUAGAAUUGAAGCAAAAGAGAGAACUAUUGAGGAAAAAUAAUGAAAAAUGUGAGGGCAUUACUUAUGAAAGUAAUUAUGGAAUAGAUAAAUUGACUAAUUAUGUUCGUGAUAGCAAGAACUGUGAUAUUAAGCAGAGUAAUAUUUUAGACGAAGAUAAAACUAAUGUUGUUUAUUUUGAUAUUGAAACGACAGGAUUUGCAGCUGAUGCUCAUAUUUUACAAAUAGCUGCAAUCUGUGAUACUGUAGUUUUUAAUGUUUAUGUACAUACCAAAACAAAGAUCUCGACAUCAGCAAGCGCUGUUACUAAACUUCACCAUGAUCAUGCGGGAAAUUUAUUUUACGAAAACAAGCAGAUGCAAACUCUGAAAAUUUCGGAUGCUUUAGAAUCUUUCGGACAAUUUUUAGAAAAAUUAUCUAAGAGCAAAGAAAAAUGUUUGUUAGUUGCACACAAUGCCCGCUUUGAUGUUCCUCGACUUUUACGUGCAAUAAGUAAUGUAAAUGCUUCUAAAAUUUUAGAUUUAAUUGUAGGCUUUGCGGAUACUUUAGCAAUAUUUCGAUCGGUCUUGAGUGAUAGAAAAGGUCCUGGUAAAUUUAAAUUAGAGAGUCUCAGUCAAGAUUUUUUAAAAAAUUCAGAUAAUGAACAACAAUCAUUCCAUGAUGCAGCUUAUGAUGUUCUAACUUUACAAAAUAUAGUGGAAAUAUUAAAUUU
Messenger RNA from Cotesia glomerata, 2112 nucleotides. RefSeq lists its product as uncharacterized. The transcript has 3 exons. Bases 78 to 1406 code for a protein of 442 amino acids. The record is from RefSeq and is a predicted model, not a curated record. Lineage: Eukaryota; Metazoa; Arthropoda; Insecta; Hymenoptera; Braconidae.